Messenger RNA from Lactuca virosa, 255 nucleotides. NCBI's taxonomy places the organism in Eukaryota, Viridiplantae, Streptophyta, Magnoliopsida, Asterales, Asteraceae. The record is from the annotation of a GenBank genome assembly.
AUGUCCUACGAUGAUGUGGAGAUUGAAGAUAUGGAAUGGAACGAGGAGCUUAAGGCAUUCACGUAUCCUUGUCCUUGUGGAGACUUGUUUCAGAUCACAAAAGAGGACUUGAAGAUUGGUGAAGAAAUCGCCAGGUGUCCUAGUUGCUCUCUUUACAUCACUGUCAUAUACAACAUGCAAGAUUUAGAAUUCACCAAUCAGAAAUCAAAAACAAAUAUCGAACCCGUGAAGCAACAACCAGUAGUUGUCGCUUGA